This is a messenger RNA of Linnemannia hyalina, 411 nucleotides long. Lineage: Eukaryota; Fungi; Mortierellomycota; Mortierellomycetes; Mortierellales; Mortierellaceae. The record is from the annotation of a GenBank genome assembly.
AUGGACUGGUCCAAGAACUUUCCCCAGCACUUCGCCCCCAAAGAUAGCGAUGCCGCAGUUGAGGGAGCAGUGACCAAGGAUUCAGGAAAGAAGGUCGAAUUCGCCGAUAUUGGAUGCGGAUACGGAGGAUUGCUCGUAGCCUUGUCCACCGUCUUUCCCGACACCCUGAUGCUGGGAAUGGAGAUUCGCGUCAAGGUCGAGGAAUACGUCAACCAAAAGAUUUUGGCUCUUCGCCAGAACCACCCUGGAUCGUAUGACAAUGUGUCGAUCCUGCGUAUGAACGCCAUGAAGUUCUUGCCCAACUUUUUCGAGAAGCACCAGGUUGGUAUUCAAGGAACUGGGUUCAGGAUGAUAUGGAUGGUUGACAACUUGAGACUUGCACUAACAGGAUAUCGUUUCAAUCGGCUGUAA